UCGGUCUCCUGGGAUCCUGCGGUGUCAUCGACGGCAGGAGUUACAACCUGGGUUACGUGCAGUCGGCGCCGAAGGUCGCGGAGGGCGGCGCCAUCAGCAUCACGUACCAGAACGGGGACCAGUGCAGCCCCUCGGCGCGCUACUCCACGCGCAUCAUCCUGCAGUGUGACGACUAUCCAGGCUCCCCCAUGUUCGAUCGCAAAGACGGCUGCGAGUACGUCUUCAUCUGGAGGACGUCUGAUGCCUGUCCCAUCAGGAAGUCUCAGGGUUCAGAGUGUCGCGUCCGUGACCCGAAGACCGGCUACGAGUUCAACCUGAGCUCCCUGAAGGGACAGGAUUACCCGGUGAGGAGCGGCAAGUACAUCUACCACCUGUCCGUCUGCGAGGGGCUGCGGAGAGGCGUGUGCACACACGCCGUCACGGGCAUCGAAACCGUCUCGUCCUGCCAGGUGGACGGACAGCAACACAAGAUUGCAGGAAUGGCGAACCAGAUCCUGAGCUACGUGGGAGACCAGCUCAUCCUGAACUACACCAGCGGAGAGGUGUGUCACAAGCUUUACCAGAGGUCGACAGAGAUUUACUUCUCCUGCCACCCAGACAGGAAACCUGGAGUGCCAGAGUUCAUCAAAGAGACUCCAGACUGCACCUACCUGUUCAGCUGGCCCACCGCUCUGGCCUGUGUCCCGGUCAAAACCACCAGCUGCUCCUACAAUGACGGUCAGGGCCUCUCGUACGACCUCUCGCCUCUGGCUCUGGACUCCCGCAACUGGGAGGCGGAGAUGCCGACCGCGAGCACGGACAAACGCUUCUACAUCAACGUCUGCCGGUCGCUGGUGCAGCAGGAAGGUUCGUGGAAGUGUCCGUCCAACGCGGCGUCCUGUGGGAAGGUGGGAGACGAGUACCUGAGCCUGGGACAGGUGGAGUCCGGUCCCACGUGGGACGGAAGCGUCCUGAAGCUGCAGUACACCAGCGGACAGACGUGUCCCGACGGACGCCGAACCCGCAGCAGCAUCAUCCGCUUCAAGUGUGACAGAGACAAAGUGGACUCCCGGCCCACUCUGAUCUCCGCUCUGGAGGACUGCGUCUACACCUUCCUGUGGUUAACAGCUGCUGCUUGUCCUCUGAACAGCACGCAACACGACGACUGCAGGGUCACCAACCCAGCGACAG
This is a messenger RNA of Solea senegalensis (Senegalese sole), 1170 nucleotides long. RefSeq names its product cation-independent mannose-6-phosphate receptor-like. The annotation marks the transcript as partial. The record is from RefSeq and is a predicted model, not a curated record. NCBI's taxonomy places the organism in Eukaryota, Metazoa, Chordata, Actinopteri, Pleuronectiformes, Soleidae. The transcript is spliced from 8 exons. Gene Ontology annotation, molecular function: D-mannose binding; signaling receptor activity. Gene Ontology annotation, biological process: lysosomal transport. Gene Ontology annotation, cellular component: trans-Golgi network.